AUGCUCUUCCAGAACUUUACCCGUUUGGCGACUCGUGUUGCCGUCCGUGCACCAAAGCUGGUUCGCUUUGCUGGCUUCGAACGUACCAAACCUCACUUGAACAUUGGUACCAUUGGCCACGUCGAUCACGGUAAGACCACCCUUACUGCCGCCAUCACCAAGUGCCUUGCUGAGAAGGGAGGUGCCUCGUUCUUGGACUACAGUGCCAUCGACAAGGCGCCAGAGGAGAGAGCAAGAGGUAUCACCAUCUCCACUGCGCACGUUGAGUAUGAAACUGCCAACAGACACUACUCGCACGUUGACUGUCCAGGUCACGCUGAUUACAUCAAGAACAUGAUUACCGGUGCUGCGCAGAUGGACGGUGCUAUCAUUGUCGUUGCAGCCACUGACGGUCAGAUGCCACAGACCAGAGAACACUUGUUGCUUGCCAGACAAGUUGGUGUCCAGCACAUUGUUGUCUUCGUCAACAAGGUUGACACCAUCGACGACCCUGAGAUGCUUGAGCUUGUUGAGAUGGAGAUGAGAGAGUUGCUUACUUCGUAUGGAUUUGACGGUGAUAACACCCCAGUUAUCAUGGGUUCUGCUUUGUGUGCUUUGGAAGGCCGUGAGCCAGAGAUUGGUGCUAAGGCCAUUGACAAGUUGAUGGAGGCCAUUGAUGAGUACAUCCCAACUCCUCAAAGAGACCUGGAAAAGCCAUUCUUGAUGGGUGUUGAAGACGUGUUCUCGAUCUCUGGUAGAGGUACCGUUGUCACGGGCCGUGUUGAGCGUGGUAACUUGAAGAAAGGUGAUGAAAUUGAACUUGUUGGCUACAACAAGAACCCAAUCAAGACCACCGUCACCGGUAUCGAGAUGUUCAAGAAGGAGUUGGAAUCUGCCAUGGCUGGUGACAACUGUGGUAUCUUGUUGCGUGGUAUCAAGAGAGAUGACGUCAAGAGAGGUAUGGUUGCUGCUAAGCCAGGCUCCGUCUCUGCACACACCAAGUUCCUCGCUUCCUUGUACAUCUUGACGAAGGAGGAAGGUGGUCGUCACAGUGCCUUUGCUGAGAACUACAGACCACAGAUGUUCAUCAGAACCGGAGAUGUCACCACCAUCUUGACAUGGCCAGAAGAGCACGCUGACCACUCUCAGCAGAUCCUCCCAGGUGACAACGUUGAGAUGGUGUGUACCUUGGUUCAUCCAACUGCUGUUGAGGUUGGUCAGAGAUUCAACAUCAGAGAAGGUGGCAGAACCGUCGGUACCGGUUUGGUGACCAGAAUCAUUGAGUAA
This is a messenger RNA of Williopsis jadinii, 1266 nucleotides long. RefSeq names its product translation elongation factor Tu (gene TUF1). Gene Ontology annotation, biological process: mitochondrial translational elongation. The record is from RefSeq and is a predicted model, not a curated record. NCBI's taxonomy places the organism in Eukaryota, Fungi, Ascomycota, Saccharomycetes, Phaffomycetales, Wickerhamomycetaceae. The transcript has a single exon. Gene Ontology annotation, molecular function: translation elongation factor activity; GTPase activity; GTP binding. Gene Ontology annotation, cellular component: mitochondrion. Bases 1 to 1266 code for a protein of 421 amino acids.